AGGAGAUAUGUACGAGUACAUAAGCAGCCCCCUUACAGCUCACUAACCGUGCCAUUGACAUUAUUGCUUUUCUAUCCUCGUAUCAAUUCAAGCUAUCUAUCAAUCACGUUGCUUUUUCGGCACUCCUUGCAUGACAUCCAGCCCUCAACGCCUCCUACUUAUUGCUUUGAUGCUUAUGUAGCAGACUAUUCUCACCGUCCUUUGGAAGCUUUCUUCGCACAUAUAUUCUCAAAACUCCACUCAAAACCGCCCAACCCAGAUUGUUAAGAAUCACUCGAACGUUUUCCAACAUGGCACAACCAAACCGCUUUUUGAUCUGGGGAGGAGAAGGUUGGGUUGCGGGUAUGUCUAGGACCCACUCAUACUGUAGAGCAUCUGAACCGUGCUAACCUAGUCGCUGCAGGACAUCUCAAGACCCUUCUCGAGAGCCAGGGAAAGAUAGUCUAUACCACUACUGUUCGCAUGCAGAAUCGUGAAUCCGUCAUUGCAGAAAUUGACAGAAUCAAACCAACUCAUGUCCUUAACUGUGCUGGCUGCACCGGACGUCCCAAUGUCGAUUGGUGCGAGGACAAUAAGGAAGAGACGAUUCGAAGCAAUGUUAUCGGAACGUUGAACUUGACUGAUGUUUGCUAUUUGAAGGGUGUUCACAUUACUGUCUUUGCUACAGGAUGUAUCUAUACCUAUAAUGAUGAGCAUCCAAUUGGGGGCCCCGGAUUUCUGGAGACUGAUCCUGCCAACUUUGCUGGCUCAUUCUAUUCGGAGACCAAGGCUCAUGUUGAGGAGGUUAGUACAAUACUUCGCACAAUGUUAGCUAUACACACUAACAACUACGCAGGUUAUGAAGACAUACAAGAAUGCUCUCAUCCUCCGACUUCGAAUGCCCGUCAGUGAUGACCUCCAUCCUCGAAACUUCGUCACCAAAAUUGCCAAAUACGAUCGCGUAGUUGACAUCCCCAACUCCAACACUAUCCUCCACGAUCUUCUCCCUGCCUCAAUCCUCAUGGCAGAGCACAAAGAUACCGGUAUCUACAACUUCACCAAUCCAGGUGCCAUUUCUCACAACGAGGUCUUGUCUCUUUUCAAAGAAUAUGUGAGGCCAGAAUUCACAUGGAAGAACUUUACACUGGAGGAGCAAUCCAAGGUCAUCAAGGCGGGACGAAGUAAUUGUAAGCUGGAUACUACGAAGUUGAUCAAGAAGUUGGCAGAGUAUGGAUAUGAGGUUCCCGAGAUCCAUGAGGCAUACAAGGGCUGUUUCCAGAGAAUGGCUGCUGGUGGCACCAAAUAGGUGGUGCAUAGGUAACAUGUAACAUGGGGCAUUUGCAAAAGCUGCUCUUUCACAUCUGUUAUUAUGAAAUGCAACUGGGGAUAUCUCCUCUCUACACUGCGUCUCAAAUUGAUGCACUUA
This is a messenger RNA of Sclerotinia trifoliorum, 1405 nucleotides long. Lineage: Eukaryota; Fungi; Ascomycota; Leotiomycetes; Helotiales; Sclerotiniaceae. The record is from the annotation of a GenBank genome assembly.